UCGAAAACCAAUCCAAAAAUGCUCCACGGGAGCUGUUGAAACAUGCCCACCGUAACUUGUCUCGACGUAAAAGGAUUAACGUUUUAUUCUGCACCUCGACUAUCUCAGAUAAUAUACUUAUAGUGACUAGACAGAGAUUAAAAGUGAUAACAUUUGCACCUUUUUUCAUACCGCCAUAAACUGUGAAUGUUUCAGUAAAUGUACGAGUCCAAAUGCGGCAAGAGAAAACAACAAGAAAAAGCAAAGCAAAUCAACACGAAACAUAUCUAUGGCUAAUGUAAGAUCAUUUAAGACACCUAAAAGGAGGUACCGCGGAAAUUUCAAGUCUCCGCUACCUGCAUCACACCUAGCAUCCCCUGUCGUGACAACCCAGUCAAUGGAAUCGUUGAAGGAAACAAUAAAACUUCUAAAAGCAGAGAAUAAAAGUUUGGAAGAACAGAUUAAACAACUACAAUCUGAGGGUUAUGAUGAAUCAGAGCUGAGUGUGCACAUUGACAAGUUACACCAGUACAAUGACAUCAAGGACACAGGCCAGAUGGUGCUUGGGAGACUUGCUAAUGUAGAGGGUGUUACAACUCGGACACUGUACCAGAAAUACGGGCUGAAUGAAGAGGACUGACAACAUGGCAGGCUCCCCAGGUGUUGAUAAGUUUAACAAGAUUAAUCACAUGAACUUACUGGCAUCCUCCAGAACCAUGAUGAUUGUCUCCCAUGUUCGUUGCAUCCGAUACGAGUUAGAAAAUGUACCAUCAUUUUGUGAAAUGUUUUCGUCAUACCA
Molecule: messenger RNA, 778 nt
Organism: Liolophura sinensis
Lineage: Eukaryota; Metazoa; Mollusca; Polyplacophora; Chitonida; Chitonidae
Product: DNA repair protein SWI5 homolog
Exons: 5
Coding region: 269-619 (116 amino acids)
Biological process (GO): double-strand break repair via homologous recombination
Cellular component (GO): Swi5-Swi2 complex; Swi5-Sfr1 complex
Source: RefSeq, a predicted model, not a curated record